GAAAACAACAGCAACCACCACAUGCAAUCCUUCUGGGGCUUGAGAGGCUUUUGAGCUUUCUGCUGCGGAGUAACCCGCUGGUGACGACACUCUCUGAAGCCCUUGUGAGCCUUUCGUUGCAUUUGCCAGAUGGACCCCAAAGCAGCAGAGUUGCCGCGAGAACGUGCGGCCUCCUCAGAGCCUUGCUCAACUCGAUCAAAUCCUUUUGACGACAACGAGCACUCCUCGAGGAAGCGCCAGAGAGUAUCCCGCAGAGGCUCCCGGAGCAGAUCUGUAGAUACAGCUACAGCUUCCGAUAGCACAGCACAGUCCAUGCCUCUGUCAGAAGGAGGUAGCAAAUCUGAGGCUGAUCCUGCCCCGCCUCGAACCCCAACACGAAGUGGUCCUCAUCCGGCUCCAGAGCCUACGUCCAGCAGAGUCACCAUAAACCUCCGGACUGCCCGUCCACUCGAAUCAAUACCGUCGUCUCCUCCUUCUCCGACAACGCCCUCCAAGAUGGCCUCUGAUGGUGCAGACACAGGCAUGAGAGUCAGUGUGGAAUUAGAAAGCGAUGCGCUAUCCGCGAAUCCAGCCAUAGAGACGCCAUCCUCUUCUCCUUCGGCCCCUGGGAGUCCAGAAAUCGAAGUCCUAACUAUACAUGAGGACGAUGAAGAAUUUACCACGCGGAGCCCGCCGCUCGCAAUCAUCGACGAGGACGAAUUGUUCGUCGAUCCUUUUCUCCACUUCCCAUACAAUAAUGAUGGAGAGAGCCUGGUGGCUACGGUGAGGAGGCUGGUCCAUUUUAUUCAAUAUGAACCUCUUGAGGAAGAGUCCAGUUUCUGCAGACUCCGCGAUUGGAUCGAGAGCUACCUGGCGUAUACUCAUGAUCGCGUUGACACUUGGUACGAAACUUACAGCAAGUAUCGUACGUUUUGGACGAUUUUCCCCGAAGUAAUAUUCGCAUUGAGUUGGCGCAGUCGUUUUUUCGCGGACUUUCUAGAAGCUAGUCGAGAGGGACACCCAGCUCUGUCUGGGCUCCUGUUCCAAUUCGCUCGUCUGACUGCUAGAUUUGUGGCUAUGGACGUCAGGACUCUCUCACGAUAUCUCAAAGAGAAUAAUAACGAUGAAGGCCCUGAUCUAGCGUCCCGUGGCUACCUGCAGGCAUACAGCUAUCUUCUCCGGAAGGAUGAGCAAUCUCAUAUCGGCAGAAAUCUGGAGGCCCAUUACCAUUGGGUUUGGGAGGAGGAGGUUGCCUUAUUGACAAACGCCUUCCAAACCGCCGGUGGAUCCCUUCCAACAUUGAUCAAGCUUGCAGAAGGACAGCUCAGGUUGACAUCUCAGAAUCCAAAGAUUAUUGAUAACUUGAGCGAGCCCUGUCGACUUGUCGCCAAGGUGCUAUCUGAUGCUGCGACCAUUCUCGGGGAAAGCGGUCAGCACCGCAGACAGUCCAUUGAGGCUGCCCGGCAGCAGCUAACUCAAGGAUAUGACUUCUUUGGGGUUAUGUCUGCCGGCCUGGAAAAGAUCAUCGAGAAGCAAGUAACCUUUCUCACACCCGACUCGGCCAUUACACUGGUCCUUAGCUUGGCAAACAUUCUGUACAGCACCUUGCUUCAUGAUAACAGCGCAACUCGCGAACUGCUUGCAGCUAAACGUGGGGAGUAUCCCGAUAUUCAGACGAAAUAUUUCCCGAAAAUAAUCUCGCUCGAAUGGAAAUUCACGAUACUGAAGAGACUCAUUACAUCGGCGCAGAUGCAAUUACGUGUUGUUGGCGUCACUACCAUGUGUGGUGAUCUGCUAUCAUUACACGGAGCUCACAAGGGAAAUGAUCCGUCACAGAACCCAAUACUCCUCUACUUUGCGGAUUUCGUGAUUCGAAACAAGAUCGUAGAGUACCUUGUUGGAAUCGCAUCCCACCCUGAGAUCAUCAAUGAAAGCAACAACAUACUUGGCUUUUUGAUUGUCACAAAUACCUUCAAGCAGUCCCAAGCUUCCACUAUCUGGCAGACAGUGACAACCAGCCAAGAUCCUAGAGUUGUAGAAGCUAUUCUCAGAAUGCUCAAACGCUGCCUGAAUUUACAGAAGUACGAAGACCUCCUUUUCCUUUGCGAGAAGGUCAAGUCGCUCCCUAUUGAGGCAUUCACGGCCACAAUGAGGGACUUCUGCGAGGAAUUGUUCAGAACACUCGUGAGUAAAGCAGCUUGCGACGGGAUUCAGUAUGUUGAUGCACCACCGUACGAGUUGUGCGUCAGGCUCAUCCGUGAGUCGUCGAUGACUACGCCCGAAUCGCCGGUCGGAUAUCCUGAUAUUCAGAACUUUGCAGCUGGACGCUUCCGGGAGCUCCUUGCGCACGGCCCAAAUGGCCGGAUUCGUGAAGAGAUUUAUCUUGAAUGCAUAUCGGAUGUGUCAGACAGAACUGCUACUGCCCCUGGGAGUAUUUGUGUCAUCAAUGCGCUUUUACGACAGAACAUGGGGACCGAUCUUCAUACCUUGACGACUGAGCAUGGUCUCACGCAGUUGGUCAUCCAAGAGCUUGAAUCUACUAUCGCGGAGGAUCGGCAUUCAUCAAAUCCAUCCAUCAGAAACAGCCCGGCUAGUCAGGCACGCCGCGAACUUCUGCUUACUAUCAUCAUAUAUGAGCCAGGCACUAUCUCACCAGAGCUUGGCACAAAACUCUGGAAUCUACUCGUGGGUAGUGAAUCCAGGAGUGUCAUUGAUCGCAACACGUGGUGGCAGAUUCUGAAUAGCGCAAUGAAGAAGUCCCCCUCGGAGAAUGUAUUCAUCACUGCUUGUUUUAAGGAUCAUCUUCCGACGCUUCCUCCUGAUUGUUUUACCAUUGGAGCGCUAGACUUUGCUAGGGAGGCCAUCGCCUCUUGGCUCGAAGCCUCCUCCCAAGAUUCUGUCGACGAAGAUCGAGAAUUUGAAUCUCUUGCCCUCGAGCAGCUUUGGCGCAUGAUCUUGACGGCGCCACCAAAUACUAUUGACGCACAAGCUAUACACAUAUUGGUAGAGGUCUACGUAGAAAGCGGUCUCAUCCUAUCCUUGCCUCGUGCAAAGGCGCGCAGCAUCCACCUAGCACUUGUUGAUCGUUGUUUAAAACAAUUGGCAGGCGCAGCAACUAAGCUCAAGUCGUUCGACCAGAACAGCGUAUCCAGUGGGGAAGAGAAGGGUAUGGUACUGGUCGCUUCCGAAAACGAAUUUCAAGAGCAGGAAAUGAUCUUCGCGCGUUCGUUGGCCGUUCUACGGGAGUUCUUAAAAACUUAUCAGACCAAGCCACAGUUUGCUACACCAAAGUCUAGGUCUCCCUUGUCCGACGCUUCGAGUGCCUUGGAGGGUGACCCGUUGGAGGUCAGGUUUCAAUCUUUUGAUGGUGAUAAGCACACCGAAGUGAUGAGUUUGACUCUUGGAAAGCGCAAUACGGCAGCAUUUUUAUUCGCAAGCCUUCAGAAAGCUACGGGCUUCAAGAAUUUCAAGGUCUUUUAUGGCGGCAAGGGAUUCGAUCCUGACGAGGUGGACCUCUGCAAGUCAUUAGAAGAGUUAAAUUUCAACGGUCUUGUCUUGGUGCAACGACGGGAUGAGGAAGAUGGCCCGGGCCAUACAUCGGGUUCCAAAACCAGUCUCGAACUGGAGGUCACCAAACACUUGGAUGAGUUAUGGAGCUACCUUGGUAUGCAUGAGAAGGUGGCUCAAGAGAUUUACUAUUUUCUCAUUAAAUUCCCCGUAUAUGACCGUUUGCUGGCAGACUUUGAUUCUGAGGCAAUAUCUUACUCGGAGGUGUUCCCCCAAGGUCAGCCGUUCAAGUCUCUGUACGCCAUAUAUGCUCUUCGAGAAUAUAUCAGGGUGCAGUCACAAAAAGGGACUGUCAAUGGUGGUGCACUAACAAGAGCAACUUCUUUAAUUGUCGCAGCAAUAUCCAAUCCAGAUGUACUCGACCACUGUUCGGGUGCCGAAUUGAAAGAUUGCCUUGCUCUUCAUCUUAUUGACUGUUUUGUCGUUUUUCUGAGAGAACCAAUACUUCCUCCAUCUGUUGCUUCACUCCUGAAUGAUACCCUUCUCAAACGCCUUCUGCAAUUACUGUACAGCGUCAAGUCUGUUGCGGCUUCACAGAACUCUGUUCAUUUGACUUGGAGAUGCUUUGAGGCCCUCCUCGAAGCAUCUCUUCAAAAUUCAGCGUUUUGGUCCUCGUUCAAGUCGCACCUGGCAAGCACUGCACUUCUAAAAGACCUCCUUCUUGAAGACCCUCGUGUGAUUAUCAGGAAGAGCGUUGCGAAACUAAUCACGACGAAGUGUACCUUCAGUCCCAGUCUCGCAUGCGUCUCGACGACGGACUUUGCUACAGCAUUUUGGCCCAUGGUAGCUACUUUGAUCCCAAUGACAGCUCACCACCCACAGCAGUGUGAGGAAACGUUGUCCUUGGCUCUCACGUUGUUUAAGAAACUGGCAGAGACUUCACUCGAGUUUAUUAGUCUCGAUGACGUUAUCAGGCAAUGGGGCUCGUUGCUUCUUUCCCAUAAUUCCAAAGAAAAUGUUGGUCACCCAGAGAGCAUUGAUAUGGUCGCUCAGGGUCUGGCAAAGCUCUGCCAUACAGCGGCAUCCUUCGCAAAAGCUUCCCAGCAACCUUUAACCUGCAGUGCGAUCGGAGCCGAUCUGUUUCGGAAGCACCUUUUCCCCGACCUUUCACUCGAUAAUACUGAUGACAAUGAUCGCGUCAUUGUACCGAGGAUACCCUUGCUGAACACCACAACCCGUCACGUAAUUUCCGAGACGAUAUUCCACCUGGUGAAAGAUGAUGAGGCGCAGUAUAAGAAUAUAUUGCUGCUGUUAUCAACUCUUGUACCUUACGAACUGACCGACGAAGGGCCUUAUGUUUACGAACUGCCUUUUAUCUUCGAGAGAAGUAAAUCUGUUCGAUCACCCACUGGCUACGUUGGACUUAGAAACCUCUCUAACACCUGUUAUCUUAAUUCUUUGUUCACGCAGCUCUUCAUGAAUAUCCCUUUCAGAGAAUUCAUGUUGACCGCGCAUGUUGCAGAUGGCGGUGCCUCACAGAAGCUAUUAUCCGAAACUCAGAACUUAUUCAGCUAUAUGCAGAAUAGUCUCAGGAGAUUUGUUGACCCUGCAAACCUCGCCGCCUCUAUCCGGACUUACGAAGAGACCAAUAUCGACGUGAGUAUCCAGAUGGAUGUGGAUGAAUUCUACAACCUCCUCUUUGAUCGCUGGGAGAGUCAGAUUCUAGCACCCGACGCCAAAAGACAAUUUCGAUCCUUCUAUGGUGGCCAGCUCGUACAGCAAGUGAAAUCCAAGGAAUGUGCGCACAUUUCUGAACGUCUGGAACCAUUUUCCGCUAUUCAGUGCGACAUCAAAGGCAAGAGCUGCCUCCAGGAAAGCCUUCAAGCUUAUGUAGACGGCGAGAUCAUGGAAGGAGACAAUAAAUACAAGUGCUCAACAUGUGAUCGUCAUGUGGAUGCGGUCAAAAGAGCAUGUCUUAAGGACAUCCCGGAUAACUUGAUCUUCCAUUUGAAGAGAUUCGAUUUUAACCUGCGUACCCUCCAACGAAGUAAGAUCAACGACUACUUCUCAUUUCCGGAGAAGAUAGACAUGCGGCCUUAUAAGGUCGAACAUCUAAUGGACAAUCCCGAUGGGUCUGCCGAAGAUGUGUUUGAAUUAGUAGGGAUCCUUGUUCACUCUGGCACCGCAGAGUCGGGUCAUUACUAUUCGUAUAUUCGAGAGCGACCUUCGAACAGUGACAAAGAGAAUUGGGUUGAGUUCAACGAUGACAGCGUGACCCCCUGGGAUCCUAAGUGUAUGGAAAGCGCCUGCUUUGGAGGCAUCGACUACCGUGGGCCAGUCGAUAACGUCAACAUGCAGUAUGACAAGAGCUACAGCGCAUAUAUGUUGUUCUAUCAGAGAUCAUCAGUUCUUGCGACACAGCAACAGGCAUUGGAACACUCGGGAGUUACCAGUCCCAUCCGUCUACCGAUCUCCCCACGAAUUUCCAAUCACAUUGCGAUGGAGAACGAGCUUCUGAUGCGCAAGUACUGCUUGUAUGACCCGUCCCACACCGCUUUCGUUACCAAAAUGCUUGCAAACAUGAAGCAGAUCAAUAAGGGCCGCUGCUCUGAUUCCCAUAGCCUGGAGAAGCUUGCCCUAACCGUAUCCCUGAAUCAUCUUGACCAGGUAAUUGGGCGAACUAAAGACCUUCCAGACUUCCAAAACUUCAUGCUGGGGGUAAGACAGAUUUGCCACAGCUGCGCGGAAUGUAGCAGAGAUUUUCUCGAAUGGUUUUGUGAUCGCCCCGACACUCUUCGCCACCUUCUUGUGCGGAAUCCGGAUGCCUUGGUUCGCAGUGAGAUGGCUUCAUCCAUCAAUUUUGCACUCGUCAAAGUCAAAACAGAUGCCGCGUAUGCUUAUGGACUCGGCGAUGAUGAGGAUAGUAUCGAUGGCUUGGACGCAUGCGAAGACCCUCGGCUGCUCCAGAGAGUGGUGAGAACAAUCACCAGGCUGUGGGAUAUUUUCCACACGAACUGCAGAGCUUGGCCAGAGUACUUCGGUCUUCUGUCAUGCAUUGCCAAUCUAGGAGAGCAUGAAUCAGUUCUACUUCUGGAUGCGGGAUUUCUUCGCAAAACGUUAGAGGUCAUCAGCGCAGACAAUCUGCUGCCUCUUUCGAACCAGUAUCAACGUAUGAUAAGCAUUAUAUCAAAGCGGAUCGCCACUAGACCGGUUUCGUACGAGUCCGUGAUUAGUCUUCUUCACCGACUAAUCGAAACCUGUGACUUGUCCCUUGAAUCAAUCCCGGACAAUGAUGAGCGCCUGGAGUCGUCUCUGAAUGGUGGCGCAAUCCCUCUCACCCAUACCGAAAGGCAUCUUCUGAUGCAGCAUUGGACUAGAGGGCAAGCCCAUAUCCUCACCGAAAAGUUGCUACAGAUCCAUCAGAAUCACAGUGCGACACGCGAUAUCCUCAUCAUACUCCUGCAUUGUUCAGAAAGUCUGGACCACUAUAUUUUCCAAGCCAUCAUUCACGGUAUCAGGAGAGGUUCGGCAUCUAUACCUUGCGGUCCAUUCCUCAGAGCAGCAAUUCUCUAUUGCGAGCAUUCGGAGGAGCCACAGGCUAUUGCAACUAUGGUAUUGCAUGUUACAAAGGUUGCCAGUCGUAUUGAAAACAUCGAAGGCAAGGAGUUUCUUCAGUUCUACAAAGACGUUGUCAAUUUGGAGGACAACAAAAACGACAUCCCAAGAGAGGAGAUAAUCAAGAUAUGUCUAGAGCAGGUACCCAGCUGGGCUCCUGGGCUUCUCAACUGCUACGACGGCUCGGUGCGUGAAGGCACGGAAGCUUUUCUCGCGGAAAUCCUCCUCCGAUACGGCCCUCAGGUAGAACUUGGAACUUCUGCAGCAGAAGUAGAAAAGGCAAAUACGAUUCUUCAGGUCGCACAAAAGUUAGGAGUUGCUUGUCUCGACUACUUGAACGAGGUUUAUGUCAGGCUGCGGCAGCCAGCUGUGAGAGCAAGUUUGGAAAGCAUUCUAAACGUGAUUGCCACUUGCACGACUUACUUCGACGAAGAAGCCAGGGAUCCCCUUACUCGACGAUUCUUCGAGAUGAGAUCAACCGUUCUCCCUGCUCUAAAAAGAUUUACAGUCGAGGAAGUUGACGAGGAAGUAUCCGAUUGGGAUGGUUCAGAAGGAGAGUACGGAUCGUCUGAGCCCAUGGACAGUAUUGCAGAAUUCUGUGGAGCUGUUAACGAUGACCUGGAUACCGACGUACAGCUCUAAGCUGGAUGACUUUACGAAUUUCCGAAUCAUUGCGUCAUCCUUUGUUGUUCUUUUUUUUGGCGAUGGCUGGCGUAACAAGCGGAAUGGGAAUGGGAAGCCAAUAAAAUGCAGGAUGCACGGGUUGGCGCACAAGGCGUAAAGAUAAUAUCACCUC
Amorphotheca resinae ATCC 22711 is the source of this 7897-nucleotide messenger RNA. RefSeq lists its product as hypothetical. The record is from RefSeq and is a predicted model, not a curated record. The transcript has 14 exons. Gene Ontology annotation, molecular function: cysteine-type endopeptidase activity; cysteine-type deubiquitinase activity. NCBI's taxonomy places the organism in Eukaryota, Fungi, Ascomycota, Leotiomycetes, Helotiales, Amorphothecaceae. Gene Ontology annotation, cellular component: cytosol; nucleus. Gene Ontology annotation, biological process: protein deubiquitination. Bases 130 to 7743 code for a protein of 2537 amino acids.